GGUUGAGUUGCGAGUAGUGAUGAAUGCAACACGGCAAGGACCGCUUUCCUCACCCACUCACACAAUCCAUCCGAGAUCAAACACACCCACUCCUGAUACAUCAAGAAUCAAUCUCAAAUAUUAUCGCUCUAUCUGACUUCCCAAUCCACUUACCAAAAUGGCCAACAAGACCUUCGACUAUGGUGAUCUGAGGAUCUCUAUGACUUCCAGUUAUACUUGGAACUGGGAUGACACCGGCAGCGGUGCUAGUCGAGAUGUUGGUGUGUGGACCCCAAACUCCCAGGGAGACCUUUACCCCGUCGGAAGCCACGUAGAGCCACACCACAACGAUAUCAACGGCAAGCGAGGCUCACUGAUUGUGGGACAAAACCCCAAUACAAAGCCGUCCAAGUCAGCAGUCGCCAGGCCAGUCGACUACACUGAGAUCUGGAGGGACACCAAGUCCGGCGCCACUAAAAACGGUGCUUUUUGGCGCCCCGUACCCCCUGCAGGAUACGUAGCAUUGGGGGAUGUUGGCUCUGAUCAUAACAAGCCCAAUGUGAACAAAAUCUGGUGCGUUCGCGAAGACCUCGUCGGCUACGGAAGGUUCCUCGCAACCAGCGUCUGGGAUGAUGUCAAGUCAGGCGCGGCCAAGGAUGUUUCCCUUUGGUCAGUCGAAACUGACACCGUAGGUAUCGAUGGUGCCUCGAAUCUCCCCAUCGCCGGCGACACAUUCCGAACCCAAGGCAACUACUCGCGGCCAGAUGGCGAAGCUGCACGCGUCUUGCAGCUCCCCAUAGGGAAGCACUUCAAACAAUUCGACACGGCCAUUCCAACGCUUGACGCAAAGAAGCUGCCUGAAAAAGGCAAACAAUACUCAAACCAAGAGCAGUGCAAGGUCACACUUCCCUUCCACUGCUACUUCGGCCCAACCCAUCAGGCCAGUCUGGACAACAUCCGCAACCCGUUCUUGGACAUCAGCCGCUCCAUCGCGUGGUACGUGGAAGGCGUAUGGGCAAACCAAACGCCCAGCGCCUUCUCACGCGCCCAAGAGAUCACCUGCGGCGUGAGCAAGGAGGAGCGCGAGGAGAUGACGCAUAGCACUGGUGUGGACGUCUCGGCCUCAUACGGCAUCGGCUUGGCAAGCGGCUCGGUGAGCCUCAACUACCAGUUCACGUACAACACUUCCACGUCCUUCACCGAGUAUAGCGAGAAGAAGGUCACGGAGAGCUUUCAGGUUGAUCCUUAUUACGCCAAGGUGCUGUUUUCUAAGCAUGUUUGGAUCAAGUGUGCGCGAUAUGAUAGUUCUGUCGUUUUGCAUCAGAUGGAGGUUAUUUCGACUGAUGAUUUGUACUUUGGCGGCUGCAAACUGCCGGGUGGAACGUAGGUGGCAACGUUUUUAGCGGUGGAAUCGGUUUUUGGGGUUGGAAAUGCAGGUCGAGGAAGUCAAAGUGGGAAGUUGCCAAACGUAGUCAGAUUGGUAGUUGAAUGAAUCAAUUUCGGUUUCUUGUCCUCGACAG
Dothidotthia symphoricarpi CBS 119687 is the source of this 1499-nucleotide messenger RNA. RefSeq names its product putative vacuolar protein sorting-associated protein. The coding region runs from base 158 to 1366 and encodes 402 amino acids. The transcript is spliced from 2 exons. The record is from RefSeq and is a predicted model, not a curated record. NCBI's taxonomy places the organism in Eukaryota, Fungi, Ascomycota, Dothideomycetes, Pleosporales, Dothidotthiaceae.